Molecule: messenger RNA, 1794 nt
Organism: Psammomys obesus (fat sand rat)
Lineage: Eukaryota; Metazoa; Chordata; Mammalia; Rodentia; Muridae
Gene: C9
Product: complement C9
Exons: 10
Coding region: 105-1793 (562 amino acids)
Biological process (GO): immune response
Cellular component (GO): membrane attack complex
Molecular function (GO): protein binding
Source: RefSeq, a predicted model, not a curated record
AAACAAAACCCUGAACAUAUCCAGGCCAUAACUGCUCCUCGUCCUCUGUCCUCUGGUUGCAGAGAAAGCCUUCACAAGACUCCAGGCUGCCUAGAAGGAGCGGCAUGUCCCCAGGUGCAAUCAUCACCUUAGUGAUUGCAAUCUUUGCCUUGGAAAUCAAUGCUUGGGCACCAGGACCCACACCCAGUCUUCAUGAUAGCGAAGAGCAAAGACCAAGAGGAGACUCCCUGUUGCCGAUAGACUGCAGACUGAGCCCCUGGAGCCAAUGGUCGCAAUGUGACCCUUGCCUCGAACAAAGGUUUCGCUCAAGAAGCGUUGUAGCCUUUGGACAAUUUCAUGGGAAAAGCUGUAUUGAUAGUUUGGGAGACAGACAACACUGUGAACCCACGAAGGAAUGUGUGGAGGUACAGGAAAACUGUGGGAAUGACUUCCAAUGUGGAACAGGCAGGUGCAUAAAGAGACGACUUCUGUGUAAUGGUGACAACGACUGUGGAGAUUUUUCAGACGAGGACGACUGUGACCGUGACCCACGCCCCCCGUGUCGUGAUCGAGUGGUAGAAGAAUCUGAGCUGGGACGAACAGCAGGCUUUGGAAUUAACGUCUUAGGGAUGGAUCCCCUGGGCAAUCCUUUCGACAAUGAGUUCUACAACGGACUCUGUGACCGGGUACGGGACGGAAACACUUUGACAUACCAUCGCAAACCCUGGAAUGUAGCUUUUCUGGCCUAUGAAACCAAGGCUGAUAAAAUUUUCAGAACUGAGAAUUAUGAAGAAGAGAUUCAUAUCUUCAAACAAAUCAUCCAAGAAAAGACCUCGAAUUUUAAUGUAAAUUUAGCUCUAAAAUUUAAAAUUACUGAAGCACCUAUAAAAGGAGUUGAAAAUGUUUUCCCGGAAAAAAACUCUUCAAACUCAAAACCUGAAGAAGUUUCAACUAAUUUUCAAUUUUCGCACUUCAAGAGUCAAAUGUUUAAACGAUUGUCAACAUAUUUGUCAAAGACGGGAAAAAUGUUUAUGUACGUGAAAGGAAUGAUUCAGCUGGGUCGAUUUGUGAUGAGAAAUCGGGAUGUUAUGCUGACGAAAACUUUCCUGGAUGAUAUAAAAGCUCUGCCAGUUUCCUAUGAAAAGGGAGAAUAUUUUGGAUUUCUGGAAACCUAUGGGACUCACUACAGCAGCUCUGGGUCUCUGGGAGGACUCUAUGAACUGAUAUACGUCUUGGAUAAAGCCUCCAUGAAAGAGAACGGUGUCGAACUGAAUGAUGUCAAACGGUGUCUUGGCUUUAAAGCGGAUGCAUCUUUCCACCUCCCUCAAAGUUUCAUCCUUGAUAAUGCGUCACUCAUGGCGGCUGCUCAUAAGAAUGACUGCAUAAAGACAACUGGUGGUAAAACUGUAAACAUCACCCGCGAUAACAUCAUAGAUGAUGUUAUUUCAUUCAUAAGAGGAGGGAGCAGUAAACAUGCAGUUCUCUUGAAAGAAAAGCUUGCGAGAGAAGCCAAGACCGUUGAUGCGACUGACUUCGCCAACUGGGCCUUGUCCUUGAAUGAUGCUCCAGCUCUCAUUAGUCAAAAACUGUCCCCUAUAUAUAAUCUGGUUCCUCUGAAAAUAAAAGAUGCAUAUGUAAAGAAACAAAAUUUGGAAAGAGCUGUUGGAGACUAUCUGGAUGAGUUCAGUGUUGAUAAAUGCCAACCAUGUCAAAAUGGAGGAACAGUGAUUCUUCUAGAUGGACAGUGCCUUUGUUCCUGCCCACCCACAUUUUCAGGAAUCGCCUGUGAAAUCCGGAAACAAAAACAGCCUUAAG